This is a messenger RNA of Mytilus trossulus (common blue mussel), 5101 nucleotides long. Its product is annotated as retinol dehydrogenase 11-like. Bases 106 to 1056 code for a protein of 316 amino acids. The transcript has 7 exons. NCBI's taxonomy places the organism in Eukaryota, Metazoa, Mollusca, Bivalvia, Mytilida, Mytilidae. The record is from RefSeq and is a predicted model, not a curated record.
GUUGUAAGGGGCAUUUUAACCUAUUACCGAAAAGCUGGUCACAGAAAGAUUUCUCGUUACCUUUAAAGGAAAAGACAAGAAAUUCAUUUAAAUUCUUAUUUUGUAAUGGAUUAUUCCAUGUGGAUUGUGACCAUUAGUACAGUAUUACUUGUAGUAUAUAUUAUUGUACAACUACUGAAAGGAAAAUGUAACAGUACAGCAUCACUAGAAGGGAAAACAAUAAUAGUAACUGGAGCCAACACAGGUAUAGGAUAUGAAACAGCCCUAAGUUUUGCCAGACGUAAAGGUCGUGUGAUUCUUGCAUGUAGAAGCAGAGAAAGGGCAGAAGCAGCUUGUAAAACAAUUAAAGAAACCUCAGGAAACCAAAAUGUAUUUGCGAAGAUUAUAGAUCUCAGUAUAAUGGCGUCUGUAAGAAAGUUUGCUGAGAAUUUUAUAAAAGAAGAGAAAAGAUUGGAUAUUCUGGUAAACAAUGCAGCAGUUUCAGGCAUGAAGAAAACCAUGACAGAAGAAGGUUUGGAAUAUAGUUAUGCAACUAACUAUCUUGGGCCAUUCUUAUUGACUAACUUGUUAUUAGAUUUGAUGAAAAAGACUCCAAACAGCAGAAUAGUGAAUGUUUCAUCUAUAGUGAAUAUGUUUGGGAAUGUCAACUUUGAUACCUUGAAUGGUGAAAAGUUCAGUAUUGCUGGGACAUACUAUGAUACCAAGUUGUUAAAUAUAAUGUUUACCAAAGAGCUAUCAAGGCAAUUACAGGGAACUAGUGUGACAACAUCUUGUCUCCAUCCUGGGUCAGUGAGAACAGAACUUCUAAGAAACAUUCCUGUGUUUGUAAGGGUACCAUUUCAAAUAAUGGGACUCCUGUUUUUCAAAACUUGUGAAGAAGGUGCACAGACUACUAUUUAUUGUGCCAUCAGUGAGGAUCUACAGGGUGUGUCAGGACAUUAUUAUAUGGACUGUAAGGACUACGAACACACUAUAUGGAUAAGUAAACAAGCUUAUGAUGAAGGUCUAUGUAAAAAGAUUUGGGAAGUCUCUGAGAGAUUAACGGAAUCAAAUUGACAAUAGGAAAGUAUCGUUGUAUACAGAGUUGUAAUAUUGCUCAAUGUAACAUUCAAAUCAAAAUGUUUUAAUCAGGUUGUGAAAUUUACAAAAAGUCAGAUGUGCCUUUAUAUUAUUUUUAUUAUGACUAUGUUUAGAUCUUGCCAUACAGUGUGGGUAAUUGACCAUCAUUUAUGACAAUGGGCUGUAUAGAUGAUUAUUUUGGUCUUAUAUUUGUUGGUUUACUGUCUUGUUAAUUAUAUACUAAACAUUUCAUAUUGAUCAUGUGAUGGUAGUCCAUCAUGGAACAGGAUUAACAAAUUUAGAAAAGAAAAGAAAGUGAUAUCUUCAUGACAAAAUUGCAAAUCAUUUUUAAAAAUGCAGAAUUUUUUAUAGAGUAGAUCAGGGAUACAAGAGUUAUAGAAAUAGCAGAAUAUUUUGAGUCCAUCAUCUGCAAACAACUUGUUAUAAUUUUAUAAAUACUGUGGAUUCAUUAAUAUUUGUUGGAUACCAAUUUUUCGUUGAUUUCGUGGGUACAGGAGAACCACGAAUUCAAAUGUUCAACGAAUAAUAAAUUUUCUAAAGGAAUGAGUGUAGACUUUGCCAAAACCACGAAAUUAGAUAUCCACAAAUAUGUAAGCUUUCUCCAUACCACGAAAAUUGGUAAACACAAAAAUAAAUGAUUCCACAGUAGUUGCUCUAUUGAAGGUUAUCAGCAACGGACAACUUGACUGUACAUUUGAUCUCAAUGUAUGAAGACAGUAAACAAGUAUAACUCUGUUCUGUACUAAUUUUUGCAAUUUAAAAAGGAAAGUAUGAUAAGAACCAUUAUUUGGUCUGGCCUCAAUACAUUCAAUAUUGUAGUAAAAUUAUUUUAAGAAUUACAUUAAGUUUAUUGAAAAAAAUAAUAUGAUGAUGUAAUCUGAACACAAAAGUGCAGAAAAGUCAAAUGUAACAUCACUUUUAUGUCAUAAGCAUGUUCAAAUCGAUAUAUUUGACCUGAAAUGGGAAUUUUACACUCAUUUUGGCGAAUUUUACACUUAUUUCGACAACAUGAAAGAUGAAGCUACCCUUACCUUAAAAAAGAUAUUUUACCAGCAUUAACAUUUUGUGUAAGACAAUUUGUAGCAAAAUAGCUUAGUGGGAGGGGUCUUGGUUAUAUCUGAUCACAUCUAAAUUUUAACCACAAGAUUAAAAAAAAGUGAGUCAAUGUUGGCAGUUUUGCAUAAGAUAAGUUUGAACCCCAUAAUACAAAUAUGAAAUGAUUUAAAAUGUAAAUACAAAUAUCUUACACAAUAAUGAAUUCUGAAUAUAUAAUAGAUUUGUUGGUGACUUUCUGCUGUUCUUGUUUUUUUAUUUGGUCGGGUUGUUGUCUCUUUGACACAUUCCCCAUUUCCAUUCUCAAUUUUAUUAUAAUACUUUUGAUAGUUCUUCUAUAAAUUGCAGUUUACAAGUAAGUGACCUUAUCGAUCUUCUCCUUAAGAGUAGAAGUUUAUCAUACUUCAUUUAUUUUUCCUGUGGAAGAUAGGUGGUUCUUUCCAGCCACUUCAGCUUCUUCCAUCAAUAAAAACUGAAUGCCACACUAUUGCCAAAAGUUCUUAAAAUGGCAUUAAAAACCAAUAAUUAAUCAUAAAUCGAUUCAGUCAUGAAUGAUUAUCUGUUGAAGAAAUUAGUAGUUUUUUUUUGUGAAAAAAACAUGACAAUAAAGUAAAUUAUUACGUGUAUGUUAGCAUAUGAUAACAUCUAGUCUAAAUAUUUACACAUUUUUAUGAUGAGAAAUUUAUUUCUAGUCAGUGCCUUUUAAAUAUUUUUAUUAAAGUAUUGAAAUACAAAUUGUUUAUAUUCAUAUACAUUGUAUUUUUUAGAAGAUUUAUAUUUGAAAUAUAUAAAAAAGUUUAUAUUUAUGGUUUUUAAAUAUAUUUUGUUAUAUACAUAAAGAAAUCCAUUGUUACCUGAACUUAUGUUUUUUCAGUCGGCAAAUACAUUUUAUGAAUACAGAUUUAAAUUUUAGCUCACAUACUUUUCACUAAAUGAUAAUUGUCAGUUGAUAAACAAGCAUUCUUGCCCAGAUUGUUGAAGAAUAUGUUGGGUUUGCUCAGGUUGCAAAUACCAGUAUGAGCUUUUGCCAUCAAUUAGUGUCCCUUUUCAAAGAUUUUCUUCUAUCGUUAAAGAUAGAACAAAAGGGUUGAAUGCAGGUAUUGUCCAAACUUUUUUAAAUUAUAGAUUGAAGAUACAGAAAAUAUGAUGGGGAACAAAUAUUUAGAGUGUUGAGAUCUAUCUCCUUUCCAUUUAAAAUUAAAUUAUCAGACCACACUUGACAGACAUUCUAAAGGCCCAAUCAAUCAAUAAGUGGAAGGCCUUUACUGUGUCCCUGUCUGUCACCAGCUUCAAUGUAAGCUUGUUUAUAAGCUUAAUAGGACCUUAUCACACCUACACCUUCCAAAUCAUUCAGUUAUCUAAAAUUGAAAAGCUUUUCCUGUUUAAUUUUAAUGCCCCAUUUAUAGGCAUUAUUUUUUCUGGUCUGUGUCCAUUCGUCCAUCCAUCAGUCCCUUUUCAGCUUAAAGUUUUUGGUCAAGGUAGUUUUUGAUGAAGUUGAAGUCCUAUCAACUUGACACAUUGUACACAUUUUCCUUAUGAUAUGAUCUUUCUAAUUUUAAUGCCAAAUUAGAGUGUUGGCCACAAUGUCACGAUUCACUAGAAAAUGAUAGUGCUGAUGGGGCAUCCAUGUACUAGGGACACCUCUUAUUAUAAUAUUCUUAAACACUUGAAUGUUUAUUUACGAUUGUUUUGCUUCAAACAAUUAUAUGCUGUCUUUAUGCAUGAUAUGAAACACAUGACGAAUAACUAUAGAUUAAUUGUAAAGAAAUCUUAUUCAUUGGCCGUUCAAAGUGUUUUAAGUCUAAAUUUGUUGUUUGAAAUGAUUGUCAUUAUAUGUUUUACUGUGAUUUUGUGCUAGCUUUAAUUUUGAUUUUUGAUUAUUUAUGAUUCAUUAUUAUUAUAAUAUUAAUUAUUUAUUUUGUUUUAUCUUAAACAUGUUGUUUUAUACAUAUAUUAUAUUAUAUAUAUUAUUGCUGUUUUAGAGUGUUAUUUUAGCAUAUACAGAUGCAUUCCAGUAAAGCAUGAAACUGAUUUCUAUAGGUUGUUCUUUAAUGACAGGGUAUACCAUUGGUGCUAUUGUUAAACAUUACAACACAGAUUAACAUGAAUGUGAUCAAUCAUAAAUGUAUUGUACAUUUCUUGCCAAUGUACUAUGUUCUUUGAGAGACACUCCCUCUUUUUCUUUUUAAAAUCAGAUAUAUCCCUCUUUGGAAGUGUCCUUUUCAUGGUGGGGAGGUAAAAAUCGCCAUCUUUGACAAAAAAUAUUUUUUAAGUUGCCAUGUUACUUGUUUGAAUUUCUCUUUUUGGCAAAAACAUGAAUUUAAAUUAUAAAAAAAUUUAGAUUAUUACACUGAGCGUUAGGUGUAAAAUGUGGUCAAAUAUAAUGCCUACCCAUGUUAAAAUGAGCAUAGAGCAUGACAUGAAGGAAUUAUUUCGAUUCUAACAUGACAAAUACAAUAUAUUUAUAGGUUGAAGCGUACGAAAAUAUUGUAAGACUGUUUGGCUGUUCCCAUUUCAUCCAGAGGAAUUUGUAUAUUACAUUUCAUAUUUGAUAAGUUUAAAAACUACGACCAGGGUAAAUAUAUGUUGUUUGAUAAAAAUAUAUAAUAAAAGUUUAUGCUUGCUGCUUAAAUGUUAAUAUUUAAAAGGAUAACGAUGGAAAUAACAUUAAUAUAAAAAGUCGGUGCGCAUGUGUCAAACAUAUUUUUUGUGCUCAUUAGAAUACGGCUUUGUUAACAAAGCGGAAUAAGGACGUCAUAUUAGAAUUUAUAAUAUCAUACACAUUAUUUAAUCUGUAUUGAAUAUUGUGAAUUUUGAAUAAAAUCUCUUAUAUGACCUUGUUUUAUUAUUGAAAACAUUAUCUCAAUUAACACAGUAUUGGUUUACAAAAAUAUUAGAUAUAUAGUAGUAAUUACUUAAACCACUUGACACUGAGGCCCGUUUUUUAUUGAAAAACUUAUCUCAAUUA